Molecule: messenger RNA, 2499 nt
Organism: Penicillium canariense
Lineage: Eukaryota; Fungi; Ascomycota; Eurotiomycetes; Eurotiales; Aspergillaceae
Exons: 3
Coding region: 1-2499 (832 amino acids)
Biological process (GO): mitotic spindle assembly checkpoint signaling; endoplasmic reticulum to Golgi vesicle-mediated transport
Cellular component (GO): RZZ complex
Source: RefSeq, a predicted model, not a curated record
AUGCCGCGAGCUUCCGAGGGCGAAGUGUGCCAGGCUGUGCUGAGCUUCGUCACCGAGGGCGCCUAUCCGGAGGAGAGCGUGGUGGCUGCGGAGCUCACUGCCACAGCUCUCGCGAAGGAAUUGGAGCUGAUAUCCCAGGCCCGGCAGCAAGUAGAGAAUGAAAUCAGCUCGCUUAGUCGCGAGAACACCACCUUCGAUGCCGACGAUUGGAUUGUCCAAGCGAAACAGCUGCACGCAGACAUUGAGCGCUCCCGAGUCACCGCACGCGAGAUUGUCGCCCAGCAUGAACACACCCGCCCCCUGCGAUCCAAGGUUGAGGAUGCGGGCGCGAAAGUGGGAUUGAUCGAGACGGAGAUCGCGUUCAACCAGGCCGUGGCAGAGACACUCGAAGUGGUGCAGCGCUUGUGCCAACAAUUUCAGAACGGGCGAGCUGCUCUAGCCAAUGGUCAUAUUACGGCCGCGAUCGAGCAUUGGGAGUCUACAAGUGCGGCGAUUGGGAGAGACGCUUUCUUCACCAACACCAAUGUGAUGAGUAUACUCACCCUCGAGACCAGAGGACUGCUGCAGGAAAUUGAAGAAGCUCUGCGUCUGCGUUGGGACGAGCACCUGAAGGUUGACCGCCAACAUGGGCAGUUCCAGGUCAUCAAAGGCGAUGCAGCAGAUUCUCUGGACAACACCAUUGCGUCACUGUCGCGACUGGAUCUUUUCACUUCAGCUUGCGAGAAACUCCUGAGAGACCUCUGCAUCGCAAUUAUUGAUCCGAUUCUGUUGCCACGAGCCGAUGGUGGCAGUCGGGCGGUUUCAAUCACAGAGACUGGCAUCCGCAUCCAACUAGAGUACUCGAAAACCACUGUGGCCGAGACCCUGAAUCGCACGACGGAAGUUUUGGAUUAUCUGCGACAGAGCCUGCCACCAUCCAUAUUAGCUGAGCUUCCUCAGUCGUUCAUUCCGUCUGUUUCAUCCAAGGCAAUCUCAGGGUGGCUGUCCUCUGCGAUCCCAACCACUCUCGAAGGCCUUGAAGAGUUUGAGAAGACGCUGGACUGUGUUCUUCUAUUCACCAAUACAAUUCAGUCUUGGGGAUGGAAUGGGAUCGAAGAGCUUGUGUCAUGGGUCAACCAGGCGCCUCGUCUGUGGCUGACUCGGCGUCGCGUCGACUCACUUGAUAGUGUGCGCAAGGUACUUGCAGCCAGUAAAGGCACAACCAAGCAAGUUGAGCGUGUUGAGAAGGAGAAGCUCACUCAGGCCGAUGAAGCCUUGCUCGAGAAUGCCACCACAGACGACUGGGAUGCUAGCUGGGAUGAUGAGAAAGACGAGGAAAGCACGGCUGAUCAGGCAACGACCACCCAGCCCGAGGACGAUGAGGAUGUCAGUGCGUGGGGUCUUGAUGAGGAUACCCAAGAACAAUUCCAACCUGAUACCGCAGCCAUCACUGAAGAGGAAGAUGCUAAUGAUGCUUGGGGCUGGGGCGAUGAAGAAGAAGAAAAAGAAGAAAAGGGCGUGCAGAGCAAACCCUCGCAGGCUAACCCAGGUACCACGAAGCCAGCAAAUGGUGAACUACCAGCGCAGUCUUCAGUUCCCAGAGAAAUGACCCUGAGGGAGGUCUAUACAGUCACCGAUAUCCCAGACUCGAUACUCGAUAUUGUUCGCCAGCAAAUUAACGACUCGAAAGCUAUCUCGCAGUUCGCGCAUUCUACUUCCCGGGUUGCUUCAUCAGGCGCUGGCCUGCUCGCGCUACCCACCUUGAUUCUGGCCAUGUUCAAGGCCACAUCGUCCUCUUUCUAUUCGCUGAAGCUCGGCUCAGGACAGAUGUAUCUUUACAAUGAUAGUCUGUACCUUGCUGGCCAAGUUCGAACGUUGAUGGAAGAGCACGAGUUAUCGAGGCUCAGCUCUGACGUGGAAGCUCUGGAGAAAUUUGGCAAAUUUGCUUACAGUAAAGAGAUGCAGACCCAAAGCACCAUUGUCACAGACCUUCUUGAUGGUGCACAAGGUUUUGGGCAAUGCGCUGAACAGCCAUUCAAGACAGAAUGUGAUAAUGCUGUGAGCGCGACUGCUGAUCGGAUUCGUGAUGUCUACAAGGAGUGGCAGCCUAUCCUGUCGCAUUCCGCCUUGCUCCAGUCAGUUGGGGCUUUAUUGGCUACCGUGAUCAGUAAGAUCAUUGUUGAUGUCGAAGAUCUGGGUGACAUCUCUGAAGAUCAGUCCAAACAGCUGGUCGCUCUCUGCAACCAAAUUUCAAAGCUUGAGGAUCUAUUCAUGCCUGAGACAACCGGUGAUACCGAAGCUGUACCGGUCACGGCUGUCUACGUACCAAACUGGCUUCGCUUCCAGUAUUUGAUUAAUAUACUCGAGAGCUCCCUGGCUGACAUCAAAUUCCUUUGGUUGGAGGGUGAAUUGGGCCUAGAGUUCUCCAUCGACGAGGUGGUCGAUUUGAUCGAAGCCCUGUUUGCAGAGUCUGACUAUCGCCGUCGUGCCAUUGCAGAUAUCAAGCGUGCUCCUCGGUGA